AUGCUGCAGCGGUACAAGCUCACGGUCGAGUACCUCGGCAGCGCGUACCGUGGCUUCCAAGCGCAGCCCGAAGCCUGCGGGCCCACAGUACAGGCCGAGCUCGAGAAGGCGCUGGCGCUGCUCAUGGGGUCACAAGACCGCCUCUCCCGCGUCGUUGUCUCGAGCCGCACCGACGCCGGCGUCCACGCGGUGGCCAACACGGCGCACGUUGACCUGCAACGCGCCGUGCCGCACCCGCCGCAGGUCGUACGCAAUGCCAUGAACGCGUUCUUGCGCCAGCGCCACCAGGCGAUUGUGGUCCGCGACGUUGAAGUUGUAGCCAACGACUUUCACUCGCGCUUUGAAGCGAUCGGUCGCGAGUACAUUUACCAGAUCCACAUGCCCAAGGCCGAGUUCCGGCAUGCGCUGCCAGGCCGCCUGCCCUCCGCGCUCUUCACGCGCGACCUCUCAUGGCACGUCGAGCGGCCGCUGGACACUGCGGCCAUGGCGGCCGCCUGUACCCACUUUCUUGGCGAGCACGACUUUACGAGCUUCCGCGGCGCCAAGUGCCAAGCGCCGUCGCCGAUCCGAACGCUCACGACGCUCGACCUUGAGACGCUCGCUUCACACCGCGCGGACGAGCUCAACGAAGACGAUGCGACCACGCUCUUGCACGUCAAGGCCGCGGCCCCGUCCUUUCUGUACCACAUGGUGCGCAACAUCGUCGGCGCGCUCGUCGACGUGGGCAUGCACAAGCUGCAGCCGGAGGACAUUCCACGUAUCUUGGCCGCCAAAGACCGGUCGGCCGCGCCGGCGAUGGCACCCGCCCACGGCCUGUACCUGCGGCGGGUGCUGUGCAAGCCGCCUCCUUUGACGACGCACAGCACAGCACCGGUGGUUAAGGACGGUGAAUAGAGAUAGAGACCGUG
Saprolegnia parasitica CBS 223.65 is the source of this 908-nucleotide messenger RNA. Its product is annotated as tRNA pseudouridine synthase A. Lineage: Eukaryota; Oomycota; Saprolegniomycetes; Saprolegniales; Saprolegniaceae. Gene Ontology annotation, biological process: tRNA pseudouridine synthesis. The transcript has a single exon. Bases 1 to 894 code for a protein of 297 amino acids. The record is from RefSeq and is a predicted model, not a curated record. Gene Ontology annotation, molecular function: pseudouridine synthase activity; RNA binding.